AUGCCUGGAUUUACUUGCUGUGUGCCUCACUGUUACAACAACAAUAAGAAAGAUAGACAUUUGAGCUUUUAUAGGUUCCCAGCGGACACGGAGGAACGGAAAAUAUGGGUUGAUAGCAUUGGUAGAGCUGGGAAGAAAGGGAAGUUCAGUAGGUUUGAGCCAACAAUAGGGCACCGCGUUUGCUCUGAACACUUCGAAGGAGGGAAGAAAACGUACGAUAACAGAAGACCGACGGUAUUUACAUACAAAAAAGAAAAGGUAACUCAAUCUAGGAGAACUUUGAUAAGACAAACACCACCUGUCACUGAGUCUGCAUUGUCGGAAAAUGCAAAAAGAGACGUCGGACAUCACGACGACCAUUCCUACAGCAUGCCACAUUCAGACAUGGAGAACCUUCUCAAAGCAGUGAAAGAAAAAAGUGGGAUUAUUCAUGAAAUGGAGGACAAAUUGAGUGAUAUACAAAAAGAACUUUCAGAGACAAUACAGCAUCUUAAGCAAUGCCAGACCGAUUUGGAACAGACAAAGAAUAAUGCAGAGGAAAAUGAUGUGUGGGAAGAGCGUUAUAAAGAUCUCCAUAAAAAACUUGAAGAAGAGAAGAGGAAAGAAAACACUUUCAGCAUGGAGUCUUUGAAAGAGAAACCAGAAGCUAUCAAGUUUUACACGGGGUUUUCUUCUUAUGCAGAAUUCAAGAACUUUCAUGACUUUCUGUCUCCAGAUAUUUCUGAUAUGCACUACUGGGGUUCAACUUACCAUGACAAAGACACACCAAGAGGAAAAUACACCCGUUCUUUAGAUUCAGAAGAUGAAUUACUUCUUGUCUUGGCCAGGCUGAGAGUUGGAUUACUAGAAGAAGACCUAGCUUUCAGGAUGGGAGUAGGUGUAGCAACAGUUUCAAGGAUUUGCAGGACAUAUUUUGAGCUGAUGCAUUUUCGCUUCCGGCAGUUGCCCAUCUGGCCAUCUAAAGAAAUUGUAGAAGCUACUAUGCCACAGUGCUUCAAAGAAGAGUAUCCAUCUACGAGGGUCAUUUUGGACUGUACAGAACUUUUCAUUGAAAGGCCAUCAGGAUACGUUACACAGUCAGAGACAUAUUCUUCCUACAAAAGUCACAAUACUGCCAAAGGACUUGUGGGAAUAGCACCAAAUGGAUUUAUCACUUAUGUGUCAGAUUUGGCUCCUGGACGCAUGUCAGACAAAGAAAUGACAGAACUUAGUGGACUUGUGGAUUUGAUGGACGAGGGAGAUUCUGUCAUGGCAGACCGAGGAUUCCUAAUUGAUGAAUAUCUUGCGAAGAGGAAGACUGAAAACUGUCCAGACUGUUCUGAUUAA
Molecule: messenger RNA, 1326 nt
Organism: Lingula anatina
Lineage: Eukaryota; Metazoa; Brachiopoda; Lingulata; Lingulida; Lingulidae
Source: RefSeq, a predicted model, not a curated record